AUGGUUCGUUACGCUGCCCAGCCAUCCAACCCAGCCAAAUCAGCUUCGGCCCGUGGAAAGGGUUUCAGAGUCUCAUUCAAGAACACCAGAGAAACCGCACAAGCCGUCAAUGGAUGGAAAUUGUUGAAGGCUCAACAAUACUUGGAUCAAGUUCUCGAUCACCAAAGAGCCAUUCCAUUUAGAAGAUUCAACCACUCUAUUGGAAGAACCGGCCAAGGUAAAGAGUUUGGCGUCACCAAAGCUAGAUGGCCUGCCAAGUCCGUCAACUACAUCAAGAGUCUUUUACAAAGCGCUCAAUCCAACGCUGAAGCUAAGGGCCUUGAUGUUGAAAAAUUGACCAUCUCAAACAUCCAAGUCAACCAGGCUCCAAAGGGAAGAAGAAGAACUUACAGAGCCCACGGUAGAAUAAAUGCUUACAAAUCAAGCCCUUCACAUAUUGAAAUCACCUUGACUGAAGAUGACGAAGUUGUUGAAAAAGCCACCGACAAGAAGGCUGUCAGAUUGAACGCUAGACAAAGAGGAAGAUUGGCUGGUCAACAACGUUUGACUGCUGCUGCCACCACCGCUUAA
Messenger RNA from Lodderomyces beijingensis, 570 nucleotides. Lineage: Eukaryota; Fungi; Ascomycota; Pichiomycetes; Serinales; Debaryomycetaceae. The record is from the annotation of a GenBank genome assembly.